AUGGAAUUGGGAAAUCGCACUGUCCUAACUGAGUUCAUCUUGGUGGGGAUCUCAGCAAAUCCCCGCUGGCAGAUGAUCCUAUUUGGGGUAAUUCUAGCGAUCUAUCUGGCAACCCUGUCAGGCAACCUGACCCUGGUAAUUUUAAUCCGGAUUGACUCCCGGCUGCACACACCUAUGUACUUUUUCAUCGGCAGUCUGUCAUUUCUGGAUUUUUGGUACACCUCCGUGUACACCCCCAAGAUUCUGGCCAAUUGCGUUUCAGAAGAUAAGCGCAUUUCCCUGGCUGGCUGUGGGGCUCAGCUGUUCUUCUCCUGUGUUGUGGCCUAUACUGAGUGCUACCUGCUGGCAGCCAUGGCCUACGACCGCUAUGUGGCAAUUUGCAGCCCACUGCUGUACUCAGCUACCAUGUCUUCGUCUCUCUGCACUGGGCUUGUUGCUGGCUCCUACAUAGGAGGGUUUCUGAAUGCCAUAGCCCACACUGCCAACACUUUCCGGCUGAGUUUCUGUGGUAAAAACGUCAUUGACCACUUUUUCUGCGAUGCUCCACCAUUAGUAAAAAUGUCCUGUACAGACACCCGGGUCUACGAAAAGGUCCUCCUAGGUGUGGUGGGGUUCACUGUCCUCUCCUGCCUGCUUGUGAUCCUGCUUUCCUAUUUUAACAUCCUCCUGGCCAUCCUGAGGAUUCGCUCUGCCUCAGGGAGGCGCAAGGCUUUCUCCACCUGCGCCUCCCACAUGGUCUCCGUCAUGCUCUUCUACGGAUCUUUGCUCUUCAUGUACUCGAGGCCCAGCUCCAGCUACUCCCUGGAGAAGGACAAAGUGGCCGCCCUAUUCUACACUGUGGUCAACCCCCUGCUCAACCCUCUCAUCUAUAGCCUAAGGAACAAGGAUGUCAAGGAAGCCUUCAGGAAAGCUACGCAGAUCGUACGCCCGCAGGGGUGA
Molecule: messenger RNA, 939 nt
Organism: Octodon degus (degu)
Lineage: Eukaryota; Metazoa; Chordata; Mammalia; Rodentia; Octodontidae
Product: olfactory receptor 9G4
Exons: 1
Coding region: 1-939 (312 amino acids)
Biological process (GO): G protein-coupled receptor signaling pathway; sensory perception of smell
Cellular component (GO): membrane
Molecular function (GO): odorant binding; olfactory receptor activity; G protein-coupled receptor activity
Source: RefSeq, a predicted model, not a curated record